GUGAAAGAAUAAAUAAGAAUUGUAAAGAAAUAAACUGAGUAAUACAUGCGAGAAGAAAUAAUUAGCUCUAGUAAAACAAUGUUGUAUCAACAGAAUUAAAAAGCAAUUUGUAACGUCCUUGAGUGUAGUGAAUGUGUGCACAGAAUGAAAAUAAAACCAAAAAUUUCAGUACCUUAUUGGGCUAUUUUGCUCAUGAACGCGUGUAGUUUAUGUGAAUGCUAUAAAAACAUAAUCCUAAAAGAUUAUCUAUGCGCGGACAAAUUUUUAUUAGAUAUACAGAGAUCCCUUCAUGUUCAUCCCGCAUUUACUCUGACUGAGGAUCGAGAUUCUGCAGCCAUCAUAACCCAGAUGUGGAAUACAACGUUACCUGGCUAUUACUCGUCUAACAAGUUAAAAUACGAUUGUUAUUUUCGCGUACAAACUCCUCAUCGACCGCCUCGCGGAAUUUACACUGUCAUCACACGUCUUAAAUUUCGACGUGAUCCUGCCAAUAAUGCUUGCAUAGAUUAUAUUCAAUUUGUUGGUGGUAAUCGUCCAGCAUCUGAAAAGAUAUGCAACGAAAUAGCAAUAGACGGGCCGGGUCGGUUAAUAUUCGAUGAACGUAAUCGUGAAGUUAAUAUUCACAUUUACAUCGAUAAGCGAGUUUCGAUAAAGGAACCACUCGAAUUGCGAAUGGUGAUGACAGCGCACUCUGAAUGUAAAUACACUGGAGAUUUUCUCUGUGAUCCGAAAGACCAGUACUCGUGUAUUUCCCGUCAUUUUGUGCGUGAUAAUAUAACGAAUUGUAUGUAUCCAUGUCGAGAUGAAAUAUCAUGCUUUCACGAUGCACCUACUUCAGUGGAAGCUGACACCACCUAUGUAGCACUUUCAGCGCUAACUUCGCUAAUUUUUACAAUGUUGGGCGUUGGUUUCUGCAUAUGGGUCUGUUGGAAGUAUUGGAAUUGCAUAACCGUGCAACAGCAUGCACACGAAGCUUCAGCGGCUGCUCAUCGUAGAGGGCAAACGGAAACCCCUGUAGUUCAGAUACCAAACGCACCGUCUUUUAGCGGUGCUAUUACGUCGAGUAUUGGAUAUGAACAAGAUAAUCGACAUCAUCAACCACAAUCACCAAAAGAUUUACCGCCAAGCUAUGAAUCAUUAUUUCCAGAAAGAUAAGCGGUAGUGUGGCGUUGUAGUCAAUUUAUUUAAAAAUGUUACUGCUAGACGCAAUCCAAACUAUUAUCUACAUGUUUAAGGAAUCUCUUUUACAACUAAAUCAAAUGUGGGUGAUCUAGUUUUGUGAAUUAAUUAACAUUGAAGUGUCAAACUUGUGCCACCAGAUUUUUGUAUUAUAAUUUUGUUUUUGUUCUUUUUUGUUUUUGUGAUGUAAUAUGCCGAUCAAAUGAAUGUCUAGAGUGCCAUCGAUGUACAGUUAAAAAUGUACAACUCUGCAUUUAGUACUGUUAUUAUUUGACAAUUUACCAACUCGAAUAAGAUGUAUGUACGUAUCUGUUGAAAAUUGUAACUGCCUUCAAAAUAUGACCAUUCAAUUAUAAAAUGUUAGAAAUCACUGUCAACCAACACAAAGUCAAUAUGUUAUACAAAUACAUGUAAGAUACUUAUUUAUAUAAAGUCGUAAUAUAUGUAUCUUCAUCGUAACUAUGUAAUACAAUAAUACAAAAUACGUAACAUCAGUAUUUGCGGCACCGUUUGGUGUAAAUUAAAUGUUGAAUAAGUAUCAUAAAACGUUCGAAUAUGAAGAUGAAAAUUUGAAAUGUAUACAAAUAUUCUCACUGUCUUUAAAACACCAUUUUCAUUUAUAUUGAUAUAUAUGUAAAUAUGACUGUAAACGAAAAGCAAAUUAUAGCCAGUUAGUAAAGCAGCCAAAUGUUGAAAAAAUGUAAAAA
This is a messenger RNA of Bactrocera tryoni, 1886 nucleotides long. RefSeq lists its product as uncharacterized. The transcript is spliced from 3 exons. The record is from RefSeq and is a predicted model, not a curated record. Bases 145 to 1155 code for a protein of 336 amino acids. Lineage: Eukaryota; Metazoa; Arthropoda; Insecta; Diptera; Tephritidae.